This is a messenger RNA of Athalia rosae (coleseed sawfly), 3609 nucleotides long. Its product is annotated as CD63 antigen-like. The record is from RefSeq and is a predicted model, not a curated record. The coding region runs from base 822 to 1544 and encodes 240 amino acids. The transcript has 6 exons. Gene Ontology annotation, cellular component: membrane. Lineage: Eukaryota; Metazoa; Arthropoda; Insecta; Hymenoptera; Athaliidae.
CUGAAAGAUGUCAAUCCUGCAAUAUCAAAUAGAAGAUAGAAUGGACAUAAAAAAAAAAUAGUGAGGGUGAAAACUUGGUCGAGUCGACGUGGACUGUCCCAUUUACAUAUGUUAUUUACAUCAGGAAAUUGCGAAUAAAUUUUAAUCAAAUUUAUUAUGUGAUAAUAAUAUGGACUGGUGUACUCGUCUCCAUUCUAUGGUUUCCAAGUUCUGACGCGACAUACAGGGAUAGGGUGCGACGAAGUAGUGAUUACUUUUUUUUGUUCUUUAUAAAAAGUGUCGAUCGAAACUAUUGCAGUCCCCUUGGAUACGGCGCCAAAUAGCGACAGGUGUAACCAGCAGGGUGACGGAGUUCAUGCCUGCAAAGUUACCGUGAAAUAAAACCCUUACAUCGGACGUAAAAAUUUGCCAAGUAAAAAAUUGAGAGCUUAAUUCUAACGGCAUAGUUAUAUACUCUCGUAAUAAUUACUACUUGGUAUUACCAUCGAUAAACUAUAAAUCCCAUUUCUUGUAAUAGUGCAAUGUUAAAACACCUUCGAAUAGAAAGUAGUUCCAAUCCAAUACGAACAACAAUUAGGUAGCAAAACGGCGCGCGCAACGUUGUGCUGCGACUCACAACAAAAAUAUCCGUACUUCAAAGCGAGCGUCCAGAGAAGCAACACGCGGUGCCGAUUGUUCCGUUAUAAACUCGAAUAAAAGUAGAGGAGUAAAACGAAAAAGGGUCUGAGAAGCAUCAAAUCCUGUGCGACUACUUUAUUGUAAUAUUUAUAAAUAAAAAAUUCUAAACGAAGUUUUGUUUGUCAUAAAAUAAAUCCGUAAAAAUGGUGUCCGGUGGAAUGACGUGUGUCAAAUACCUGCUGUUUCUAUUCAAUCUUAUAUUUGCGAUAACCGGGAUCGUUUUCAUCACCGUUGGGGCGGUUAUUUUAGGGUUAUACAAGGGGUACAGUAACUUUGUGGACAACUGGUUCUUCGCUGCUCCUGUGCUUAUGAUCGUUGUCGGCAUCAUUGUUUUCCUUGUAUCAUUUUUCGGAUGUUGCGGUGCCGUCAAGGAGAACCACUGCAUGAUCAUAACGUUUUCCCUCCUACUGCUCUUGAUAUUUGCCCUGGAACUUGGUGCUGGAAUUUCUGGCUACAUGAUGCGAGACGAAGUUGGUACAAUGCUAGAAGGUCGUCUGGAUGUAACAUUGAAGCAGUACCUGAGCUCAAAAGAAGCCAAAGACUCAUGGGACAUAAUGCAGCACGAUUUGAAUUGCUGCGGUAUUUCCGGGCCACAAGAUUGGUCUACUGUAUUUAAAGGAAAUGAUCUACCCGAAACUUGCUGCAUCGAAUUCGACACCAACAAUAAAUGUGAUAUCAAUGCCGUUGGUAUGCGCAACGAAGGAUGUAUCAAAAAAUUACAAACUGCAAUCGAAGACAAUGCCGUGAUUCUGGGUGGUGUUGGCAUAGGAAUUGCUCUUGUUCAAUUAAUCGGAGUAAUCUUUGCUUGCUGCUUGGCUCGCUCCAUCCGUCGCGAGUAUGAAACAGUUGAAACAACGGCGCACUGAUCCGCCACUACUUAGGAGGCACAUUUCAUUAUAUUGUUCAUCAUGCAUUUGCUAGUUGAUUAUGUAUAGAUUCAUUAUACGAUUAUGGUUGUUGUGCUUACGAAAGUGUACUGAGGAGAAAUGGUGGGAUUUAAAAAAUAAUGGUGGCAAAAUAACAAUACCCAGAAAUCAUAAAACUGGCCAAUCAAUAAUGUAAAUCAGAUUAAAUAACUCCGUUUUUUCAAUUUCAUACCACAAUUCAUCGUUAUCUGUAUCCGUUGUGAGUGACCAUCGUUUCUCCUUAUUAUCCAUAUGCCUGAGUGAGAAAUGACGAGCAUUUGCCUUUGUGAAUCCCUCAACAAUUUGAUAUCGAAUUGUUGGCUGGAAUUAUUGUAGCAUCAAGCUUACUUUUUAUAGCUUGAAAACAUACAUAUGUAUAUGCAAUCUGACUCGCUUUGAUAAUCUUGUCAAUGCUGAAGUUAAUUGCUUGAGACAAAAACACUUUAUUACAAAUUCAAUAUCUUCAAAAUGAAAAACACAACAUCUACAGUUACGCUAUCUUACUAAACAAUCUUGUGUGAAUUAUUUUUUAUUCUACUACCAUUAAUAUUUUAAACUCGUUUGUACUGAAAUGUAAGAAUCUAUGGAAAUUAGAAAAAGCUCCAAAAAAGGAUACUCGAUAACAAUAUUUACAAAGAAUAUGAGUGUUAGAUUAAAUCUGGCACGCAUAGUCAAUAGGGGAUAAUCGGACCUCGCAUUUGUCCUAUAAAUGGGGGCAAGAAUAAUGCAUCGGCGUCAUCAUCUUUGUCAAUAAUUGAGUGCGUGUGUCAGUGAACCCCCAUAUUGAUUCUCUUUGUUACCUUCUGGUUGCCACUUGUGUCGAACUACUGGCAGAAAAUUAGUUAAUAUUUUUCUGCCAAUGUAUGUAUAAAUACAUACAUAAUAGUGUAGUUCAUUCAGUUUAAUACUACUAGCUUAUAACUGUUUCUUUCAUUGUACGUGCACAUAAUAAGACGCUUUGUUGACAAGUUAAUUUUAUUGCGAAAAAAAAUAUCACAAGUUUAAAAUAAUCAUAUGUUUCCUUACAUACCGUAACUAACUUUGGUGUAUUGAAAGUUGUAACACACAGAAUUACCUUUAUUAUAAUUUUGCACCAAAGUCACUUUGAGAAAUACACAAGAAACAAGUAAAAAUAGAAAAAAGAGAGGAAAAUGAGACCAAUAUAUAAUUUUGAUACUGUGUCAUUUGCAUUUUGCAACAUUGUAUAUUUGAGAAUUGACUGUAAAAAACAAGAGCCUUGAUCAACUACGAACUAUGAUAUCAAUACUUUAAGAUUUUUCUUAGUCCAUUCCAUUGCGAGGCAAAUACAUCGAUAUCAUAAUACUCAUUUCUCAAUAGGAGGUAUGAAUUUCCCAUUGAUCGCAAUACAUAUAAUUGCAAUAUACAUACAUCGAUUCAAGUGAAGAAUAAUUGGGCAUUAAAAGAAGAAAUUCGUGUAUGGCGCCUGAAAAUUCAGCUAUUGGAUUAUUAGAACCAUUACACGCUCACGGAGUUGUCCUGUCACCCGAAAGUAGUCGUCACAGUAUACGAAAUUAUAUAUUAUACAGAAGAAACGAACGAAAAAGAUUAUAAAUAUUGAUAGACAAUAUGUUCAUAGAAUAGAAUAGUUUUGGAAGUGCUUUAGUCAUUAUUUAAAUGUGAUACACAAUGUUGCUUGUCGGGUACAAUUGUUAUAGCACUUGCCCAAAGUUUGCUCCUUUAUAUCCAUCAAUUACGGUAUCAUCAAUUUGUUACUCAUUUUAAUCACCCUGCUGACCCUUUGCAUUGGGUAGAUGUUUAUGAUCAGGCCACAAAAAAGACUGACAAUUAUUAUGAUAAUCAGUAUUAACAAUUCAUGAUAUUUUGAAUACGAUAUACAAACAUAAAUUGAUACAAAAUUUAGACUUAUUACGAUACUGAAAAGUAUUUUUUGUUUUUAUCACUGAAAUUCAACCAUUUUUGGCAGCUAACUUCUUAGGAGCUAACCGUCUAUCCUUAGCACAUACUUGUCUAGAUAAUAUAAUACUAAUAAAUUAAUUCUAAUUAA